GGUCAAGGUUUGGCUUUUUCAAGAGAGGCUUUAUUACUGCCACUUUUAGUGAGUUUGGUACACAUCCGGUGGAUAAACACAAUGGCAUAAUGGAAAAUGCAUAUCCAAUGGUUAUCUCUGUAUUAGUAUUAUCCACAUUUAAAACAACUAGGUAGAGCAGAGAGGACAGAGCAUGUGGCUUUGUAACACACCUUGGUAGAGCAGUGGUUAUCUCUAUUAGUAUUAUCUCUAUAUUAGUAUUACCAACAUUAAAACACCUAGGGAGAGCAGUGGUUAUCUCUAUAUUAGUAUUACCAACAUUAAAACACCUAGGUAGGGCAGUGGUUAUCUCUAUUAGUAUUAUCUCUAUAUUAGUAUUACCAACAUUAAAACACCUAGGUAGGGCAGUGGUUAUCUCUAUUAGUAUUAUCUAUAUAUUAGUAUUACCAUCAUUAAAACACCUAGGUAGGGCAGUGGUUCUCUUGGUAUUAAUAUUAUCUCUGUAUUAGUAUUACCAACAUUAAAACACCUAGGUAGAGCAGUGGUUAUCUCUAUUAGUAUUAUCUCUAUAUUAGUAUUACCAUCAUUAAAACACCUAGGUAGGGCAGUGGUUAUCUCUAUUAGUAUUAUCUCUAUAUUAGUAUUACCAACAUUAAAACACCUAGGUAGGGCAGUGGUUAUCUCUAUUAGUAUUAUCUCUAUAUUAGUAUUACCAACAUUAAAACACCUAGGUAGGGCAGUGGUUAUCUCUAUUAGUAUUAUCUCUAUAUUAGUAUUACCAACAUUAAAACACCUAGGUAGAGCAGUGGUUCUCUCUGUAUUAGUAUUAUCUCUGUGUUUCCCACAUUAAAACACCUAGGUAGGGCAGUGGUUAUCUCUAUUAGUAUUAUCUCUAUAUUAGUAUUACCAACAUUAAAACACCUAGGUAGGGCAGUGGUUAUCUCUAUUAGUAUUAUCUAUAUAUUAGUAUUACCAACAUUAAAACACCUAGGUAGAGCAGUGGUUCUCUCUGUAUUAGUAUUAUCUCUGUAUUACCCACAUUAAAACACCUAGGUAGAGCAGUGGUUCUCUCUGUAUUAGUAUUAUCUCUGUAUUACCCACAUUAAAACACCUAGGUAGGGCAGUGGUUCUCUUGGUAUUAGUAUUAUCUCUGUAUUACCCACAUUAAAACACCUAGGUAGGGCAGUGGUUAUCUCUAUUAGUAUUAUCUAUAUAUUAGUAUUACCAUCAUUAAAACACCUAGGUAGAGCAGAGAGGACAGAGCAUGUGGCUUUGCAGCACACAGGUGUUUCAUCUCCACACUGGGAUGAUUUUAACAGUGCAACGCCACACAGGCCUCAUGCCUCUCAGGUAGGAGGGUACCAGAAGAAAAAUAAUAAAAAACACAAAACUAAUGAAGGAGCACACAGGGCCACAGCACUUCAGGAGCACACAGUCACCAACAAUAUAUCCCUGGCGUCAAUACUUUCAACUGGCUCAGCUCGCUGUUACAGUACAGCACCACCAAAUUCCAUUUAUUAAGUAACCAUCUGUCUUAUGGGACCAUAAUGUAACAUAUCACACUAUUUUGAGAGUCUCGGAUUUAUAUUAACCUUACAGUAGGUGGCAGCAGACAGGUUAUAUUUGUGUAAAUGUCAGUAUACCAGAGAAGAAGAUGACGCUGUUGCAUUGUCGAGGUGGGGAACAGGAAGUUCCGGGUCGAAACGACAGAACUGUGCUGUUGUGUCCGUUUCAAAUGUAUCAUUGUAGACCGACUCAGAUUAAGUCUGAGGCUGUUAACAUCAACAGUGAGGACAAACCCAGCCUGCCACUCUCCUUCCACACUGAGUAGAAACCUACAGUUACUGGGUCCUGAUUGUGACAGUGGAGCCCAGUUUGCACUGCAGGAUCCAGAGAUGGCAUCAGUGAAGCUGGAAGACUGCAGUCAAACACUGGAGCUGAAUGUAAACAUUAAAGAUGAAGAAGAGGAGGAGAAGAUUAGGACAACUGUUAGUCAUGGAUACCAUGUUGAGACAUUCUCCACAUCCAGAGAGCAACAGCAGGAAGAUCAGAGAGCAAAGAGGUCUCAUCACUGCCCACAUUGUGAAGAGAUUUUCCCAUUUCUAUCAAAGCUAAGAAUACACCUAAAAAUACACACAGGAGAGAAGCCUUACUCCUGCUCUGACUGUGGGAAAUGCUUCAAAACAUCAACGGUGCUAAAAGUUCAUCAGAGAACACACACAGGAGAGAAGCCAUACUCCUGCUCUGACUGUGGGGCAAGUUUCUCUCAGCUGUGCAACUUAAAAACACACCAACAUAUACACACAGGAGCGAAGCCUUAUUCCUGCUCUGACUGUGGAAAAAAAUUUAAAACAUCAAAUGAGCUAAAAGUUCACCAGAGAACACACACAGGAGAGAAGCCUUACUUCUGUUCUGACUGUGGGAAGAGUUUCUCUCACCAUAGCAACUUAAAAACACACCAACGUAUACACACAGGAGCGAAGCCUUAUUCCUGCUCUGACUGUGGAAAAUGUUUUAAAACAUCAAAUGAGCUAAAAGUUCAUCAGAGAACACACACAGGAGAGAAGCCUUUCUUCUGCUCUGACUGUGGAAAAUGCUUCAAAACAUUAGGUCAUUUAAAGGUUCACCAGAGAACACACACAGGAGAGAAGCCUUACGUCUGCUCUGACUGUGGAAAAUGCUUCAAAACAUUAGGUCAUAUAAAGGUUCACCAGAGAACACACACAGGAGAGAAGCCUUUCUUCUGCUCUGACUGUGGAAAAUGCUUCACAAAAUCAUCUCAUCUAAAAGCUCAUCAGAGAACACACACAGGAGAGAAGCCUUACGUCUGCUCUGACUGUGGGGCGAUUUUCUCUCAGCUGGGCACCUUAAAAGCACACCAAAGUAUACACACAGGAGUGAAGCCUUAUUCCUGCUCUGAAUGUGGAAAAUGCUUCACAAUAUCAUCUCAUCUAAAAGUUCAUCAGAGAACACACACAGGAGAGAAGCCUUAUUCCUGCUCUGACUGUGGAAAAUGUUUUAAAACAUUAGAUCAUAUAAAGGUUCACCAGAGAACACACACAGGAGAGAAGCCUUACGUCUGCUCUGACUGUGGAAAAUGCUUCACAAUAUCAUCUCAUCUAAAAGUUCAUCAGAGAAUACACACAGGAGAGAAGCCUUAUUCCUGCUCUGACUGUGGAAAAUGUUUUCGAACAUUAUAUGAGAUAAAAGUUCAUCAGAGAACACACACAGGAGAGAAGCCUUAUUCCUGCUCUGACUGUGGAAAAUGUUUUCGAACAUUAUAUGAGAUAAAAGUUCAUCAGAGAACACACACAGGAGCGAAGCCUUUCUUCUGCCCUGACUGUGGGGCAAGUUUCUCUCAGCUGUGCAACUUAAAAACACACCAACAUAUACACACAGGAGCGAAGCCUUAUUCCUGCUCUGACUGUGGAAAAAAAAUUAAAACAUCAAAUGAGCUAAAAGUUCACCAGAGAACACACACAGGAGAGAAGCCUUACUUCUGUUCUGACUGUGGAAAAUGCUUCAAAACAUUAGGUCAUUUAAAGGUUCACCAGAGAACACACACAGGAGAGAAGCCUUUCUUCUGCCCUGACUGUGGGGCAAGUUUCUCUCACCAUAGCAACUUAAAAACACACCAACGUAUACACACAGGAGCGAAGCCUUAUUCCUGCUCUGACUGUGGAAAAUGUUUUAAAACAUCAAAUGAGCUAAAAGUUCAUCAGAGAACACACACAGGAGAGAAGCCUUACGUCUGCUCUGACUGUGGAAAAUGCUUCAAAACAUUAGGUCAUUUAAAGGUUCACCAGAGAACACACACAGGAGAGAAGCCUUACGUCUGCUCUGACUGUGGGGCGAGUUUCUGUCAGCUGGGCACCUUAAAAGCACACCAAAGUAUACACACAGGAGCGAAGCCUUAUUCCUGCUCUGACUGUGGAAAAUGCUUUGAAACAUCAAAUGAGCUAAAAGUACAUCAGAGAACACACACAGGAGAGAAGCCUUACGUCUGCUCUGAUUGUGGGAAGAGUUUCUCUCACCAGGGCAACUUAAAAACACACCAACGUAUACAUUAACUUCAUGUGGGUACCUGGGACGGUUGCGUCCCACCUGGUCAACAUCCGGUGAAAUUGCAGAGUGACCAAUUCAAAUUUAAUUACUAUAAAUAUUUACAUUUCAUGAAAUCACAAGUGUAAUACAUUAAAAUAAAGCUAAACUUGUUGUUAAUCUAGCCGCCAUGUCAGAUUUCAAAAAGGCUUUAAGGCGAAAGCAAACCAUGCGAUUAUCUGAGGACGGCGCUCAGCACACAAAACAUUACAUACAGUUACCAGCCAAGAAGACUAGUCACGAAAGUCCAAAAUAUGAUGAUCUUCAUAUGGUUGCACUCACAACACUCCCAGUUACACAAUAAAUGUUCAUUUUGUUUGAUAAAGUCCCUCUUUAUAUCUUGAAACCUCCAUUUUGUUGGCACAUUUAGUUCUGUAAUCCAAUAGCUCAAAUGCGGUCACAAGAGGCAGACGAAAAUUCCAAAUAGUAUCCGUAAAGUUUGUAGAAACAUGUAAAACGAUGUUUAUAAUCAAUCCUCAGGUUGUUUUUAGCCUAAAUAAUCGAUAAUAUUUAAACUGGCAACAGCGUCGUCAAUAUAAAAGAAAAACAAGAAAGGUGCUCUCUGCAGGACCCAGCUCUGGGGACAUCCCACUAUCCACUAACUCAAUGUGGUCAUUCUCCCUCAUUUUUCAGAAUACAAGCCUGAAACAAUGUCUAAAGACUGUUCACAUCUAGUGUUAGCCAUAGGGAACGGGAUCUGGGUCUUAUCCCUUUAAAUGGUGGAUAGGCUUUCAUUGGAAAAACAGCCAUUUCAAAAUAAUGGCACUUCCUGGAUGGAUUUUCCUCAUGUUUUUGCCUGCCUUUUCAGUUCUGUUAUACUCACAGACAAUAUUUUUAAGUUUUAGAAACUUUGGAGUGUUGUCUUUCCAAUUCUACUAAUUGUAUGCAUUUCCUAGCUUCUGGUCCUGAAUAGCAGGCAGUUUACUUUGGGAACGCUUUUAAUCCGGAGGUGAAAAUAGUGACCCCUAACCUAGUGAGGUUAAGGAGAAAAGCCUCAUCGGUUCUCUGACCAGCUAAGAAUAAAGUCACUCCAUCACUUAAUUCUCAUCUCAUAAAAGAAGUUGUAAUUGGAUCAAAUGAAGAAAGCAUAGAACACUGUAGAACACUGUAAUCCUAUUGGUUCUCACUGUGAGAGAACUGUGCAGAGGAAAGGGAGCGUUAUAGAAUUUUAGCCUCUCUUUACUUUGCACCUUGUCAGUUUUGGUGUGUUUUGUUGGCUUCUACUGUAAAGAUUUGCACUUGGUGUUGAAUACCCUCUGUUAUUCUUCUAAUUUUGAAAACAAACACUAGUCUGCCAAUUGACUGGGUGGUACUGCUUCCCUCUCAGCCUGGUCUGUCUCUGUCUGUGGGGAGAGUUUCAACUGGGCAGCUUAAAAACACACCAACGUUUACACGUAGGAGAGAAGCCUUACUCCUGCUCUGUGGAAGGGUGGGCGUGUAAACUCAAAUGUCAUGCCAAAGGUUGAGUGUUUGAAUCUCAUCAUGGAGGACUUUAGCAUUUUAGCUAAUUACCAACUUGGCUACUACUUUUUAGCUAUUACUUAGCAUGUUAGCUACCCUUUCUCCUAAACCCAUUUAACUCUAUCUUAAACCCCUCACCCCUAACCUAGCUAACGUCAGCAACAACAAAUUGGAAUUCGUAACAUAUCAUACAUAUUACAAGUUCGUAACAUAUUGUAUGAAUAGCAAUGCGUGAAAUAACAUAUGAAUUGUAAUUCUUAACAUACGAUACGUCCUGCAAGUCGUAUUAUACUGAACAACAAUCUAAACGUAACAAUUUCAAAGAUUUACAGUUUGUAUAAGGAAAUCAGUCAAUUGAAAUAAAUGAGGCCCUAAUCUAUGUUAGGUUACAUUACAUUGGACCUCCAAUAUAAACUAAACAUGUGAAGUGUUGGUUUCAUGAGCUGAAAUAAAAAGAUCCAGCACAAAAA
This is a messenger RNA of Oncorhynchus mykiss (rainbow trout), 6011 nucleotides long. The record is from RefSeq and is a predicted model, not a curated record. Lineage: Eukaryota; Metazoa; Chordata; Actinopteri; Salmoniformes; Salmonidae.